Messenger RNA from Lycium barbarum (goji berry), 1457 nucleotides. Its product is annotated as zinc transporter 5-like. The transcript is spliced from 3 exons. Gene Ontology annotation, cellular component: plasma membrane. Gene Ontology annotation, molecular function: zinc ion transmembrane transporter activity. The coding region runs from base 117 to 1157 and encodes 346 amino acids. The record is from RefSeq and is a predicted model, not a curated record. NCBI's taxonomy places the organism in Eukaryota, Viridiplantae, Streptophyta, Magnoliopsida, Solanales, Solanaceae. Gene Ontology annotation, biological process: zinc ion transmembrane transport.
UCCAUAAAAUAGCUAAACUAUCUGCACACGGUUCUGACUUUGUCGCUUUAAAACCACUUCAAAUCCUUACAUAAAUUGAAAAGCUCCUUUUUGUUUUCAAUACCCAUAUUUUAGCCAUGGCAAACUUCAAAAAGGUCGUAUGUUGGUCCAUUCUAUUUCUUCUCCCCGCUAUAGUAUUAGGGGAUUGUACUUGUGAUUCCGAAGACCAAGGGAUAAAAAAAACCGAGGCACUCAAGUACAAAAUUGCAGCGCUUGCUGCCAUUUUUGUUUCGAGUGCAAUUGGGGUGUGUAUUCCAGUACUUGGAAAAGCAAUUCCCGCCUUAAGCCCUGAUAAGAAUUUUUUCUUCAUGAUUAAAGCUUUCGCGGCUGGUGUGAUCCUAGCCACGGGUUUUAUACACGUACUUCCUGAUGCAUUUGAAAGUUUAACUUCGCCGUGUUUGAAAGAACACCCAUGGGGAGAUUUUCCUUUUAGUGGAUUUGUGGCAAUGGUUGCUGCAAUGGGGACUCUGAUGGUGGAUACUUAUGCGACUUCAUAUUUCAAUAAGAAAUCCAAGGAAACUGGAGUUGUGGCUCAGUCUGUAGAUGAAGAAGGAGCUAUUAAUAAUGUUCAUUUGCAUGCUGCACAUGGACAUGCACAUGGUUCAUUAGUAGUGACGGGUGAUUCUGAGUCCGAGCUCCUUCGUUAUCGUGUUAUCGCUCUGGUUUUGGAACUAGGGAUAAUUGUACACUCUGUGAUUAUUGGAAUAGCUUUGGGUGCUUCUGAAAGUCCCAAAACAAUAAGGCCUCUUGUAGGUGCUUUGACUUUUCAUCAAUUUUUCGAAGGCAUGGGACUUGGUGGAUCCAUUGCUCAGGCAAAAUUGAAGUCUCGUGCAAUUGCAAUUAUGGUUUUAUUUUUCUCUCUCACAACUCCAAUCGGAAUAGUAAUUGGAAUAGGAAUAACAAAUAUUUACGAUGAAAACAGUCCAACAGCUCUUAUUGUGGAAGGAAUAUUUAAUUCAGCUUCAGCUGGUAUCUUGAUUUAUAUGGCAUUGGUUGACUUUUUAGCUGCUGAUUUUAUGCAUCCAAGAAUGCAGGGCAAUGGAAAGCUUCAAUUAGGGGCCAAUAUUUCACUUCUUCUUGGUGCUGGACUUAUGGCUCUCAUAGCUAAAUGGGCCUAGCUAAUUGAUCAAAGCACAUUAUUGUUAAUUUCACAUUUGCUUGUUCUGCAUUAUUUUUAAUAGUUGGUUAUACAAUAUAUGACUGUAAAUCUUUUUAAACUACAUUGUGUUAGGGAGAAAAAGUUUCGGACUUCUAUAAAUUGAGGAUCCGUCGCUCACACACAAAAUAACACAAUAACAUGCACAAUGUAGUCGUUUAAGAGUCUUGUUUUGGAGGAGAUUAUUCUCUCAUAAUUUUUAUGUUUUUCUUUUAUAUUAGUUUUCAAUAUGUAGGUCACUUGACCAAACCAUAUUAUAAUA